Molecule: messenger RNA, 3942 nt
Organism: Betta splendens (Siamese fighting fish)
Lineage: Eukaryota; Metazoa; Chordata; Actinopteri; Anabantiformes; Osphronemidae
Gene: nol8
Product: nucleolar protein 8
Exons: 17
Coding region: 13-3636 (1207 amino acids)
Molecular function (GO): RNA binding
Source: RefSeq, a predicted model, not a curated record
CGACGCGGAGCAAUGCGGCGACUGUAUGUUGGUGGGUUGAGCCACUUGAUCACCGAAAAGGAUCUGAAAGAUCGAUUUGGAAAGUUUGGUAAAGUGGAAGAUGUGGAGCUCAGGACGAGGAAGGACGAGGACGGUGUUCCUUACAAAACCUUUGGCUAUAUCAACAUUGACAUUUCAGAUGUUGACCUGAAGAAAUGUUUGACAGUUCUGAACAAAUCCAAAUGGAAAGGAGGAACUCUGCAGAUUGAAAUGGCCAAGGAGAGUUUCCUUCACAGGUUGGCUGAGGAGCGACAGGCAGCAACAGAGCAGUGCCUUAAGCCACCUAAAGCUGAGGACAAGCGACAGAAGCUGCUGGACUCUCUAAGCAAAGCUGGUGUGGAAAACUUCACCAUGAAGGCUGCGGUGCCCGGAACUGAAAUAGCAGGGCACAAGGACUGGAUAGUCAGUAAAUUUGGACGAGUCCUCCCUGUCCUGCAGCUCAGAUGUCAGAAAGGCAACAAAGCUCGAACUCUAAAGUAUGAUCCGUCCAAAUACUGCCACAAUAUUCGUAAGCUGGACCGGGAUGCAACAGUCGAGCCCACACCUGUGACCCAGCUCACAUGGGAGGUACAGGGAGGAGAUGAUGACAUCAGCAAGAAGAGGCGGGGAGAGUUCCCUCCAUAUCAGCCUCCAAGACCCAAGAAGAGUCGAACAAAUGUGGUUAACUCUUGUAAUACUGCGGCUAAAACCAAACCUUCUCAGAUUGUUGAGGCUGUCAAUCCCACUGAGGCUCAUCGUUUCAAAAAUGGAUUUCUCCAAUCAACCAACCAAAGAGCAACUCACAGGAGGGGGGCAUAUUUGAAUGACGGUGACGUUGAUUCUGACGAGGAGAUCCGCAGGCUGGUGGAGGCUCAGCAGAUAUCCCAUAGUGCACUGCAACAGGUGUCUGAGGAUGAUAACCUGGAAGUAGUUGGAUUCGAUUACUUGAAGUCAGGAAAGAAAGGUAGGUCAGAAGAUAAAAAUGAGGAUGACUAUGAUUCUGCAGACACAGAUGAACUGUUUGCAUCAAGAAAACCACCUCCACCACCACCACAGAAGAAAUCAGCUCCACCAAUACCAGAACAGCUCACAGAGAAUAACACAGACCGAAGAAAAAAAAGACUGAAGAGGAAAGGUAAAGCUGGAGGCCAAGAGGAAGAUGAGGAGGAUUUAUUGGAUGCUGAUGAAGACCUCACAUGCUGGAAAUCUUCAACCACAGUGCAGAGAAGAGAUGCUUCUAAACAGAAUUGCCAGACAAAAGGUGGCAUUUCUGAAAAACAAAGUAAUGAAAUGGCAGACCUCCCUUUGUCAGAAUCUGACUUUAGUGAUGAUGAGGAUGAAGAUGAGGAGGAAUUAGAUUCAGAUGAUUCCUGUUCAGAUUCUGAUUAUGAAGGUAUGUUUUCUAAUGUCACCCAUCUGGAGAUCUCUCUGGCUGAUUUACAGAGGCUGGCUGAGGAAAACCAAGAGACCUCUGAUACUACAGCUCCCAGCAUCCUCAGCACCGGUCUCGAACAGAAAACCAACCUCCCAUCUGGUCCCACAGAGCAACCAGCUCCCAAGAAAGGCACGUUGCCAGAAGACAUCCUGGCUGCCAUUCUGGAAGACAACAGCAGUGAGGAUGAACAGGGAAGGAAGAAGGGGAAAAGAAAAGGUGUCAUAACAUCGCUGCCUGCCUUUCAGGGUACGAGAGCACUGAACCAGGGAUUAGACGAGUUCAUGAAGGCACAGAAAGAGCAGGAUGAAAGAAGAGAUGUCAAAAAACAGAAACUAGACUCUGCUGCUCAGCUGAACCCCAGAGCAACAACCAGCGGAACCACCAACCAACAAAAACACACAGAAACUAAGAAGACGCCAGAGAGCAGGCAUAAAGAUAUGGAAGAGCAGAAGAGAAAGGGAGAUGUGGUGAAAGACAUGCCUGCUACUAAAGGCUUAAAAGGAACUCCAUCUGAAGCUGAGACUGUUUCCUCCUCGAGCAACAGUAGUAGUGAUGAUGAUGGUGAACAUGGUGAUGAGAAGGAAGGCGGGAAGUCCCUUCAGGCUGCUGUUACAGCUAAAGCUUCACUUUUAUCCUCCAGCUCUUCCUUUGAGGAAGAUGAGGAAAAAUCUACUCAAGAUCCUGUGAAAGCUGCACCCUCCACUGCCUCUGACAGUGACUCUUUCUCCAGUGAUGAAGAUGAGAAAGAAGAGCACAGUCUUCCUCGCGUGUCAUUAAAAGCUGAGGAUGAAGAGGAGCAGCAGAGGAAGGCUAACAUGAGGAGGCUGGCCGCCGUCCAGCAGAGACAGAAAGAAGCUGAAGAACACAAGAAGCUCAUCCAGGGAGCCUUGGCCAACCCGGAUGCCCAAAAAGCAGGAGCAGGGAAACACAUAGUCUUCGGCUCUGAUGAUGAGGAUGAUGAGGAGGAGGUGGAGACAACGUCAGAGAUCUCUACAUCAAAGAAGCCCCUCUUUCAGGAAGGCCAAUCAGACGACGAUUCCACAAGUGAUGAGGCACCAUCCAAUCAGAACAACAGAAAUAUAGAGAAAGAGCGUCUGAAGCCGUCGGGUCCUCAGCUGUUUGGUGGCAGUGACGCUGAAGAUGAUGGUGAUGAAAAGGAAGAUGGCGGCAGGUUUGACAUAAGGCCCCAGUUUGAAGGUCGAGCAGGACAGAAGCUGAUGGAGCUGCAGUCUCGCUUUGGGACAGACGAGCGUUUCCGGAUGGACUCGCGUUUCCUGGAGGAUGAUGAGAAGAAAGACGAAGAGUCGGAGGGGAAGGACAGUAUGACGCAGGACGAUGAAGCUCUGGAGCAGGAGAGGAAGAAGAACCUGGAUAUCCUACAGAGCGUGCUCGGCAGCAGUCAGCAAACCAGCAGCAAGACUUCCAGCAAAGCUAAGACCUUCAGAGAUGUGUCAAGUCUGCAUUAUGACCCCAGCAAGGAGGAACAUGCUGCGUUUGAGACCACAGCUGAUGAAAGCAAGGAGAGCAAGUCUGCCCGAAAAAAGAAGAGAGAAGAGGCUCAGAAGCUCCCAGAGGUUUCUAAAGAGAUUUACUUUGACGUAUCUGGUGACCUGACGACCAUGUUUGGUCUAACAAAGAGUGAUGUCCCUGGACAAGAAGAGAACACAACCUGGGACCAAGAGAAGGAAGAGGAAGCUGGAGGGCAGGAUGAAGAGCCGACCCUGCUGUCGUCUGCUCCCACGGCUGAUCUCAAUGCAGAUAAAGAGGAGUCAGCUGGAUUUAAAUUUUCAUUCUUUGGAGAUGACACAGAAACAGAAAAUAAACUGACAGCUGAGUACAAGGUGGAGAGCAUCCAGACGCCAAAGGCAUCAUGGCAGCAAGACCCACGUUUCCAAGACAGCAGCUCAGAUGAGGAUGAGGAUGAGCAGGAGGAAGAAGAGGAGCCAACCAGCACUGCCACUAAAAUGAGAGAGGAGGAAAAGGAAACUCCUUCUAAGGUGAAUCUGUUCUUCUUCCACCCUGAGGACAUCAGAUUGACCGAGGGCCCCCGCUUGUUCUGUCGCUCUACUCAGCUGGAGAAUCAGAGGGAACAGUGGGAGGAAAGGAGGAAUGAACUCAGACAGGAGUACCGCAAGAAGCACAAGAACGCCCGGAGGAAGCUGAAGUCCUCCCAGCAGCGCUGAGGAUUAAGGGACAUGAAGUCAAUGUUUCAGUUUGUGUUCUUGAUCUGGAUUAGAAAAUGACUUGACAGAUUAUUUGUGAUCCUUGGUGCCAUUUUUCCUCAGGGAGGAAGACGACAUGGCAGCUAAAGACCACAGAUAUGUUUUAUGUUUUCUGAAUAACUGAUGAAUUUAUAUAUAUGUAAAAUACUGAGAAAUCUUUUGUGGUUAGUGAUCUAUACACCAAUGAACCAUUCAGUUGGAGUCAGCAGCAGAACAAAGAAGCAGAAAUAACUGCAUGAUCAAUAAAAUAUAAAAAUGACUAUGAAA